Molecule: messenger RNA, 600 nt
Organism: Daphnia pulicaria
Lineage: Eukaryota; Metazoa; Arthropoda; Branchiopoda; Diplostraca; Daphniidae
Product: serine/threonine-protein phosphatase 6 regulatory ankyrin repeat subunit B-like
Exons: 1
Coding region: 1-600 (199 amino acids)
Molecular function (GO): histone methyltransferase activity; p53 binding; protein-lysine N-methyltransferase activity
Source: RefSeq, a predicted model, not a curated record
AUGGCCAGCAACGUGAUUACAGCUCGCUAUCUGCUGGAAAAUGGAGCCGAUCCCACCGUCCGCGACAUUGAGGGCAACACUCCAUUUCAUAUGGCGGCAGGAAAACUUACAGAUAAUUCACACGUCCUCGGUCUCAUGCUGGAAAACGACAAAAAAAUUGAGAUUGACGAAAGAAACAAAAUAGGACGGACUGCCCUCCAUCUGGCAAUGACAACAUCCAACGUGACUUCCGCUCGCUUCCUCUUAUCUAAAGGAGCCAACCCCAACGUCGCUGAUGAAAAUGGAGCCACUUCACUUCACCUGGCGGCCGAUUUUGCAGGAGACAUAGACAUUGUCGAGUUAUUCCUCAAUCAUCAAGACGUGGAUGUCAACUGCUUGGACAACAAAGGAAACAAUGCGCUGGAUUACACAAUGAACACAACAAGCACAGUCUCAGCGAAGCAAUUGCCAAAUAAUCUGUUGAUGGGAAAACGGGCCGCGAAGGCAGAAGGAAGUAGCCACCAACCGAAGAACAAUGCGACAUUGGUACCAACAGGUGGCAUCGAAGAAGAUUCGGACAUGUCGUCUCUUUCUCUUGAUAGAAAACGGACAAGAUAUUAG